UGGGAAGCGGUGUUCAUGGCAACCAACGUAAACACCAGCCGCCUUCCUCCUCCUCCCCUCGGCGCCGCUGCUGCAGCGCCAAAGCGAGCGAAAAUGGCCAGCGCGGCUCGCAGCGAGGAGGACCGCUACUAUGGAAAGAUAGCGUCGAUUCAGCAAAGCAUGCGUCAACGGGAGAAACGGAGGCUGGAGCUAGAGAGGGAACUGUUCACUUACUCCAGAUCUGAUACAAGAAUCUUACAGAUAAAGUGUUCCAAACUGCGUAGUUAUCUCAAGGAAAUCUCAAACAGGGAAGCACGAGCGAAAAUGAGAAACCUUGAGCUUCAGAGAGACGUGGAGUGCAUAGAAAUUAGCAUGAAGGAAUAUGGACCUGACCAUGGCCUCCUGCGACAACAAAAGGAUGAAUUUUUCAAAAAGAUUUCCAAAUUUAUGGAAGAACGAAAGAAAAUGGAGCUUGAAGCACCAAAGAUCAAAGCGGUGCAAAUUAAGCACCGGGAUAGCUCCCUCUUUCAACCGGCAAAGACAUUUACACAGUCACCAACAGUGAUUUUUAUGGAUCACCAGACCUCCAGAACAUCUGACGCUGAAGCUGGCACCACAAGUGUACUCUCACACCAAGCAUUGCAUCGUUCACCCAAUCACGGCGUGCACUCCCUCGAACAUCUACCAAGUGGCCGUUUGAAGGAGUUCCGAGUUGGCAGAGAGGAUGCCACCCGCAACCGAGCAAAUCUAUCAGAUGACAUUUCGGGCUCAAACGAUUCCCCUGACGCCUGUAAUUUCACUGACAAACAUGAAAGAAUGAUGGCGGUGCUCCCAUCUGUUUGCGCCUUCACAGGCGCAUCUGGCAGUGUGCCUUUCAGAAGUGAUGAUGAACAGGAACUGUCACCUCUGGUGACCUCGACAGGGCCGGAAGAGAACCCGCCUCCGAGCGGCAGAGGACCCACGAGGGCGAAGGAUUCCCCCGCAGAACGCACGGACUCCCAAGAGAUGGCUCAUCAGCCACCCAUAAUGGAGGCUGGGGAGAGAGGUCACAGCCAUUUGGUGCCUGAAACUACUUUUGGAAGAGAAGCUCAAGAUACACCAGGUAGUUGGGAAAGUGUCAACGCACCGAGUUCCGACGCGCAGUUGUCAGAGAGCAGUGCCAGUGACCUGUCCAUUUCCCUUACACAAUCUGAGCUGGAAGAGGAUUUACUGGAGGAUGUGGAAUCUGAGAGGAAUGCCACUUCCGGAGGGAACGGUGAUCACAGUCGACACAGUCCAGAAUCAUCCCUGCACUCUGAUGGGUCCAAAAACACAUCUCCAGCAGCAACCGUGGAAAGCCUCUCCCACAAAGGACUCUUUCAUCUGCUAGACGGCAUCGAAGGACGACUCCACGGUGAAUGGACACGUGUGUAUGGGGAUUCUUCAAUUGAUGGAGGACAACUCAAUAGACUCAUCGGCCUUUGUAACCGCGGAGCGGGCUUGAAUGGCGAGGACCUUGGAGCAUGUGGGGCGCUCGUCCUUCACGAGCUUCGGAGGUUGUCAUGGAGCACAGCGAAAGGCUGCCUCCUACCACAGGAUCUAGUGAGGUCUCACCAGUCCAACCCUGAUCCUGAGGGAAUAAGCGCCAGCCUCCCUCCUGAUGCUGCUCGGCUGUGGGAUCGCUGGUUCAAGCACGCCCUUCUGCUCAAGGAGUGCCGUGUCCUCAACACUGAACGCUUGGUCCAGCUGUUCACGCCGCUGCUGCUGGAGUGCCAUGCCUCCUACAGCCACCAGGCCAAAGUGCUGCUGAGGACACUUCUGUCCCGGUCCAGUGAGGAGUGCCCCUCAGCAGAGGACGAGAGUGACUUGUCUUCUUCACGUGAUUCUCCCCCUCUCCCAGCUGACAGCGAUGUGAAGCCGGCAAGGCCAGUACAACAGCGACAGAUUCAAGAACUACAAAGUGCUGAAGAGGACAGCCAGGACGAAAGCCCUGUGGAAAGUGUUCCUAUUAGAGAGACAAAAGCAUAUCAGUUACUUAAACAAUCAGCCAUGCAGCAAAGGCUGCAGAGCUCUGAAGAGGAGGAGGAGGAGGAGGAAGAGGAGGAGGAGGAGGAUGGCCUCUCAGGAAUAAAUCACGGGCAUGAAGAGGACCUUGGGAGGGCCAAACGCUCCUCACAUCAAGACCCUUACCCCCGGACAGACAAGACCAACUCAAAGGCUCAUUCUGCCGUACAGUCAAAAGGGAUCUGGGGCGAAUCGGACGACAGCAACUCGGAGAUUGAAGCAGCCUUACGUCCUCAACCUUUCAACACAAACAACGGUGACAUUGACGACUUCUACGACUGAUAUUCGCCGGAGAUAUUUUUUUAAAUGCACUACAAAAUUCCAGGCAGUUUGGCUCACAGUAAUUCACCCCCUGACCAUCAUUUUAGCGGUCCGCAUUGUAAAUCAUAUGCACACUGUAUCGUAAAAACAAAUAAUAAAGUUGACGGCUCUCACGGUGGGUAAAGUAUGUGAAGAGAUUUCCAACACUCUGAUGUUAA
Molecule: messenger RNA, 2501 nt
Organism: Scophthalmus maximus (turbot)
Lineage: Eukaryota; Metazoa; Chordata; Actinopteri; Pleuronectiformes; Scophthalmidae
Gene: kiz
Product: kizuna centrosomal protein
Biological process (GO): spindle organization
Cellular component (GO): centrosome
Source: RefSeq, a predicted model, not a curated record